GAGAUAGGUACCCAGCUCAUUAUCAGCACGCCCGCAGCCAGCAUCCAGCCUAUCGGGCAUAAGGUUUCCCUGCCUACCUUAGAUACCUACAUACAUACUUUCAUACAUACCUCUUCUCUCCCCAACCUAACCAUAGCCACAGUCGUGGGUGGUUUCUCGGUGUUUCGCGUUGCUCAGAGUGACACAAGCAUCUCCAGAUCACUCCCCGCUUGACAAGGUUCUGGUCCUCGAUUGCAGCGUCUCCCAGGUCCACCCCCGACCUAUCGGAUACCUGCCCCUACAUCAUUCCCACUUUGACAUCUAGUUCCGUCUAUCCUAACUCGAGACGCGCGCUCACCUCAGCUUUCGAGCUUCUUCUCCCUGACCCCAUUCUCCUCAUUUUUCUUUUCACCUGCCGUCGGCCUUCUGCCUUCUGCAUCUAGUCUUUUCCUUCAUCUUCUCGACGCCAGCCAUUAGCUACGCAUGUAUACGAGCACAAUUGCGCGAGGCUCAGCUCUAUCUCCCAUCCAUUUAUAGGCCCUUGGCCUCCACCAAGCUUCCUGUCAUCGCCAACUCACACAGGAAGUCAUGGCCGAAGCACGAGUUUCCUCGCGCCGCGUGAGAACCGGUGACGAUGUCGUUGGCCCGUUCCUUAUUGGCUCCGAGAUAGGAAAGGGCAGCUUUGCGCAGGUCUAUAUGGGCAAGCACAAGGUAUCCGGGGCUGCUGUAGCCAUCAAAUCCGUCGAGCUCGCCCGACUGAACAAGAAAUUAAAAGACAAUCUUUAUAGCGAAAUCCAGAUCUUGAAGAAGCUUCGACAUCCACACAUCGUCGCCCUUCAUGACUGUGUCGAAUCGACAACCCACAUCAACCUUGUUAUGGAAUACUGCGAGCUUGGGGACCUGUCAUUAUUUAUCAAGAAGAGGGAUAAGCUGAUAACACAUCCUGCUACAUGCGAUCUAGCACGGAAAUACCCAAGCAUUCCCGGGUCAGGUCUAAACGAAGUUGUUAUCCGACAUUUCCUUAAACAACUAGCCAGCGCAUUGCAAUUCUUGCGAGAAGGCAACUUUGUUCAUCGAGAUAUAAAACCUCAAAACCUUCUGCUUCUCCCAUCUGUCGUCUACCGGGAGUCCAAUAGGGAGAGCCGAUCGGUUCUCAGCGCUAGCCAUGACUCAUUAAUACCCGCUGUUGGAUUACAGUCCUUGCCUAUGCUGAAGCUGGCAGACUUUGGGUUUGCUCGGGUUCUGCCCUCUACCUCGCUCGCAGAAACCCUGUGCGGAUCGCCUCUGUACAUGGCACCUGAAAUACUUCGUUACGAGCGGUACGAUGCCAAGGCCGAUCUCUGGUCUGUUGGAACGGUUGCCUAUGAGAUGAUAAGUGGCAAACCACCAUUCCGAGCUAGUAAUCAUGUUGAGCUGUUACGAAAAAUCGAAGGAGGUAAUGAUAACAUCAAGUUUUCCAAGGAAGUUCAGGUGACAUCAGAUCUAAAGGCUUUGAUUCGUGCUCUACUCAAGCGUAAGCCCGUUGAAAGGAUGAGUUUUGAGAGCUUCUUCAAUCACGAUAUUAUCGCGGACCCUAUACCUGGCCUAGUGGAGGACGACCUUCCAAGAUCCCAACGAUUAACUUCCAAAGAUUCUCGAGCACUGUCAAAAACAGAUGAGCCUCGACUGGAAGGACGACGCCUAUCAGCGCAUCAUCGUUAUCGAACAGACACAGAAGUUGUACGUCAAGACCUGGACCAAUCGUUACCCCGGGAAAAGCCGCCGAAGACUAUAGCUACGCCGGAGGUCGAAAACCAGCAUCAAGUAGCACAAAAAACUGCUCAAGUAAGCCAUGUAGCGCAAAAUAAUACCCCGUCAGGCCUCGGAAUUCAGCGUCCUCAACCGGUCCCGUCGUCGUCGGCACCUUCAAAACCAGUUCUCAUGGAAGACAGGCGCAAUCGAGGUUAUUCCAAUGCUUCCGUAAACAAAUUUCUACGUGAUGAUAAGUCACCUUCUUCAUACGAUAACAACGAUAUAGUGAAGGGGAAAGGAAAAUAUCAUUCCACAGCAGAUGAGCGUGAGAAAGUUGCGCAUGACAUAGCCUUUGAGAGAGAUUACGUCGUCGUGGAAAAGAAACAUGUAGAAGUAAACGCGUUUGCAGAUGAGCUUGCUGCUAAAGGCACACAGACACAUGCCAUCACUCCACGGUCAGGACAGGUGAUUCGACGUGCUACUCAACAAGGAGAUCCAAGAUCGACUACUGGGGCUGUCCCAGCUCAAGCAUCCAAUGCUUUGCAGAUUGCGCAGGGCAGACAGCGACCAGACACCUAUCAUCGUGGUUCAUACGAAAAGAAUCUAUCAGGCAGUCCUAGUUCCACAACUUCCGUCAUUUCUAAGGCUAUCCAAGAUGCUAGUCUGAGGCUAUUCGGCUUCAAAUAUCCUUCACAUAUGCUUGGCAAAGGCGCAUCUCCUCCACAUAUGUACAACCCCUUUCCAACGUACCCUGCGCCAAAUGCGCCCUUAGGCUUGAUCACCGAUGGGCGCUCAGGUGGCCCUAUUGACGAAGAUCUCCGUGUGGCUCAGUGUAUCGAAGACUUUGCCACACGCAGCGAUGUUGUAUGGGGUUUUGCAGAGGUCAAGUACAAGCAACUUGUGCCGCUCGCUCCAUCAACGGAGGAAGGCCUCGGUGGUAUCCCAGCUGAAAAGAUGGGAUCAGACGAUGACGAUGGUCUGACGAUCGAGGCAAUUGUUGUCCUUUCAGAAGAAGCCCUUGUGUUCCAACAACACGUUAUUGGACGUGACGCAACUAGCACACAGAAUCUGGUAGCCAGAGUUAAUUCUGCCGUACAAUGGGUUCGCAAACGCUUCAAUGAGACAUUAGAGAAGGCGGAAGUUGUCAGGCUGAAGCUGACAGAGGCCCAAAAGCAACUUCCUGAGGAUCAUUGCAGUCAUCCAAGUAACAACCAGGUCGAGCCCAUUGCACCAGGAACUCCAGGCACAGAAGGCAUCGUAUUAACCCCUGGUCUCAGUGCCGAGAAGUUGAUGUUUGACCGAGCUAUCGACAUGAGUCGGACUGCCGCAAUCAACGAGAUAGCAAAUGAAGACUUGGGUGGGUGUGAACUCUCUUACGUUACGGCCAUUCGCAUGCUGGAGGCCGUGCUUGACAACGAUGAUGAUAUAUCAAGUAAACGUCGGUUGUCAGGAUCCCAAGCGGAGCGCGAUGUUCAAGAAGCAGCAUCGGAGAUAAACCCAGAUGAUCAACAAGCAGUACAUAAGAUGAUCCACAUGAUUACUGGGAGGCUCACUACGCUUCGAAAGAAAAUGCAAAUAAUAGCGAACGCCUCAAAGGCUCAACAUAGCCUCCCCCGUAAGCGCAGUGAUGAACUGACGCCACGAAGUGUUCCUACUCAUACCUCGUAAAGAGUCGAGGAUGUAACCUCAUGAUUAACGACGCCACGUAUAAGACUACGAUACAAAUCACUUGGGCCCCGCGGCUUUCAGAAACUACCUUCUGCAGCUGGUUACAGGACCGGUUACACGGACAGCUGAUAUUCUC
Xylaria bambusicola is the source of this 3514-nucleotide messenger RNA. Its product is annotated as kinase-like domain-containing protein. The transcript is spliced from 5 exons. Lineage: Eukaryota; Fungi; Ascomycota; Sordariomycetes; Xylariales; Xylariaceae. Gene Ontology annotation, molecular function: protein serine/threonine kinase activity; ATP binding. The record is from RefSeq and is a predicted model, not a curated record. Gene Ontology annotation, biological process: protein autophosphorylation; autophagosome organization; autophagy. Gene Ontology annotation, cellular component: autophagosome; cytoplasm. The coding region runs from base 568 to 3378 and encodes 936 amino acids.